Choloepus didactylus (southern two-toed sloth) is the source of this 2309-nucleotide messenger RNA. RefSeq names its product solute carrier family 6 member 3 (gene SLC6A3). Gene Ontology annotation, biological process: dopamine uptake involved in synaptic transmission; sodium ion transmembrane transport. The coding region runs from base 1 to 1842 and encodes 613 amino acids. Gene Ontology annotation, molecular function: dopamine:sodium symporter activity; norepinephrine:sodium symporter activity. NCBI's taxonomy places the organism in Eukaryota, Metazoa, Chordata, Mammalia, Pilosa, Megalonychidae. Gene Ontology annotation, cellular component: neuron projection; presynaptic membrane; neuronal cell body membrane. The record is from RefSeq and is a predicted model, not a curated record. The transcript has 14 exons.
AUGAGGAAGUCCAGAUGCUCCGCGGCGCUGACGUCUUCCGCGGUGGCUCCGGCCACGGAACCCAACGCCAUGGGCCCGAAGGAGGUGGAGCUCACUCUGCUCAAGGAGCAAAACGGGGUGCAGCUCACUAGCUCCGCCCUCAUCCCCCCACCGCACGGCGCGGUGGAGACCCAAGAGCGGGAGACCUGGGGCAAGAAAGUCGACUUCCUCCUCUCCGUGAUCGGCUUCGCGGUGGACCUGGCCAACGUCUGGCGGUUCCCUUACCUCUGCUACAAAAACGGCGGCGGUGCCUUCCUGGUCCCCUACCUGUUGUUCAUGGUCAUUGCGGGGAUGCCGCUCUUCUACAUGGAGCUGGCCCUCGGGCAGUUCAACCGAGAAGGGGCGGCCGGCGUCUGGAAGAUCUGCCCCAUCCUGAAAGGAGUGGGCUUCGCGGUCAUCCUCAUCUCCCUGUACGUCGGCUUUUUCUACAACGUCAUCAUCGCCUGGGCGCUGCACUACCUCGUCUCCUCCUUCGCCCUGGAGCUGCCCUGGGUGCACUGCAACAACAGCUGGAACAGCCCCCACUGCGCCGACGCCCACCCCGGCAGCGCCAACGGCUCCUUCAGGGCCACGCCCGCCGCCGAGUACUUCGAGCGCGGCGUGCUGCACCUGCACGAGAGCCACGGCCUCGGCGACCUGGGCCCUCCCCGCUGGCAGCUCACGUCCUGCCUGGCGCUGGUCAUCGUGCUGCUCUACUUCAGCCUGUGGAAGGGGGUGAAGACGUCCGGGAAGGUCGUGUGGGUCACAGCCACCAUGCCCUAUGCCGUCCUCACGGCCCUGCUGCUACGUGGCAUCACCCUCCCCGGGGCCAUCGACGGCAUCCGUGCCUACCUGAGUGUCGACUUCUACCGGCUCUGCGAGGCGUCCGUCUGGAUCGACGCUGCCACCCAGAUCUGCUUCUCGCUGGGCGUUGGGUUCGGCGUGCUCAUCGCCUUCUCCAGUUACAACAAAGUCACCAACAACUGCUACAGGGACGCCGUCAUCACCACCUCGGUCAACUCCCUCACCAGCUUCUUCUCGGGCUUCGUCAUCUUCUCCUUCCUGGGGUACAUGGCCCAGAAGCACAGCGUGCCCAUCGGGGACGUGGCCAAGGACGGCCCCGGGCUCAUCUUCAUCAUCUACCCCGAGGCCCUGGCCACGCUCCCGCUCUCCUCGGCCUGGGCCGUGGUCUUCUUCGUCAUGCUGCUCACGCUGGGGAUCGACAGUGCUAUGGGCGGGAUGGAGUCGGUGAUCACGGGCCUGACGGACGAGUUCCAGCUGCUGCACCGGCACCGCGAGCUCUUCACCCUCCUCAUCGUCCUGGCCACCUUCCUGCUGUCCCUGCUCUGCGUCACCAGCGGCGGCAUCUACGUCUUCACCCUGCUGGACCACUUCGCAGCUGGCACGUCCAUCCUCUUCGGGGUGCUCAUCGAAGCCAUCGGGGUGGCCUGGUUCUACGGCGUCGGGCAGUUCAGCGACGACAUCAAGCAGAUGAUCGGACAGCGGCCCGGCCUGUACUGGCGGCUGUGCUGGAAGUUCGUCAGCCCCUGCUUCCUCCUGUUUGUGGUGGUGGUCAGCAUCGUGACCUUCAGGCCCCCACACUACGGCACCUACGUCUUCCCCGACUGGGCCACCGCGCUGGGCUGGACCAUUGCCGCCUCGUCCAUGUCGAUGGUGCCCAUUUAUGCCGCCUACAAGUUCUGCAGCCUGCCUGGGUCCUUCCGAGAGAAACUGGCCUACGCCAUCACGCCCGAGAAGGACCGCGAGCUGGUGGACGGCGGGCAGAUCCGCCAGUUCACGCUCCGCCACUGGCUAAUGGUUUAAAGAAGAAUGAAGAUGGAAGGCCCGUGGAAAAGUCAUCUCUCAACACAGGAGAGGUGCAAAGAAGAAGGGGACUUUAAGCUUAGAGGAAAGGAGAGAUGCUUAUACUAUUUAACCUCUACCUUACUGGGGAAAAAAGGCUUUUAUCUGACUGUUUACACACUGUCCAUGCCAUGGGAGCAACGGCUCCCCGUCUGUCCUGUGUUGGUGUAAUAGCUAAACCUGUGUGCCGAGGCUCAGCGCCCAGCCCCUGGCCCCGCAGUGUAGACUGGCCUCUAACGUCGUGUUCUAUUUAUGUAGCGUUGAGUCCCCACCCCCUGCACCUGACCUCCAGACUGUCCUAGGGGCACGGGUCUCACUUGUCGUUUGUGGGUUUUGAGGAAAAGAACAUGAUAAAUAGGGACACUCUGUACUGAAAAUCCAAGUGCUCAUAAUAGCUUCCUGGAUCAUUUAUUUCACUCAUAUUAAAA